Molecule: messenger RNA, 529 nt
Organism: Cokeromyces recurvatus
Lineage: Eukaryota; Fungi; Mucoromycota; Mucoromycetes; Mucorales; Mucoraceae
Product: endoribonuclease L-PSP
Exons: 5
Coding region: 33-458 (141 amino acids)
Cellular component (GO): cytosol
Molecular function (GO): deaminase activity
Source: RefSeq, a predicted model, not a curated record
UUUUUUUCUUUCUAUCUUUCUCAUUACGUUCAAUGUUUUCUAACAGACUAUUUCCAGCCAUUUCAAGAUCUCUGUCAACUUUAACUCGAGUUCAUACAUCAAAUGCACCUGCAGCUAUUGGACCCUAUGCUCAAGCUAUUAAGGCUAACGGCCUAGUUUUUACUUCAGGUUCACUUCCAGUUGUUCCUGAAACAGGUGACAUUAUAAAGGGAGGAAUAAAGGAACAAACAGAACAAAGUUUAUCUAAUAUGGCGGAAGUUCUUAAAGCAUCUGACUCCGGAAUAGAUAAAGUUGUCAAAACAACUGUUUUUUUAAAGGAUAUGAAUGAUUUUGCUGCUAUGAAUGAUGUUUAUGCUAGGUUCUUUGAUAAGCAUCAACCAGCUCGUAGUGCAGUGCAAGUAGCUCGUCUUCCUAAAGAUGCCUUUGUUGAAAUUGAAUGCAUUGCAGUAACAAAUUAAGAGAAUUAUAUACAUAUUAUAUAUAUACAUAUAUAGUUUAUUAUAAUUAUUUAAAUAACAUAUGUAGCACC